CCUAUAUAGACCGAUUCAGGCUCUUUAUAUAUAAUGUCCCUUCAUUGUCAAGCUCCAUUUAAUUCACAAGAAGAUGAAGAAAAAGAUUGUGAUUGAUCUCCCUCUCAACACCGAGAACUGUAGAUCAAAGGCCAUGCAGAUUGCUGUCAGAUGUGCAGGGGUAAUGUCGGUGAACGUAGACAAGGAAAAAGGGCAUUUGGUGGUGAUAGGAGUAGGGGUUGAUUAUUUCAGGCUGAUGAAUUGCAUAAGGAAGAAAUUCAGGUGUUCCAGCAUUGUGAGCUUGGAAGACGUGAAACCGGAAAAGCCAGCUAGUCCGAAAAACACAAGUUACCCAAGUCCAAAAUGCCCACUAAUUUGCCCUCCAAUAUGUGGUCAGUACUAUCCAGUAUGCCAACCCGUUUAUGAUCCUUAUAAUCCAACUUGCACCAUUAUGUGAAGGCAAGCAGCAUUAAUAUUCAACCACCGGCUAUCGAUCUCCAGUUUUUUUCCCCUUGAUGUAUCAUGAAAUAACGUAUGGUCAUUUGCAAUGAUCUUUAUCAACCUGCUUAUUCUGAAAAUA
Messenger RNA from Nicotiana tabacum (common tobacco), 559 nucleotides. RefSeq names its product heavy metal-associated isoprenylated plant protein 47-like. The record is from RefSeq and is a predicted model, not a curated record. NCBI's taxonomy places the organism in Eukaryota, Viridiplantae, Streptophyta, Magnoliopsida, Solanales, Solanaceae.